Lindgomyces ingoldianus is the source of this 1305-nucleotide messenger RNA. RefSeq names its product WD40 repeat-like protein. The record is from RefSeq and is a predicted model, not a curated record. NCBI's taxonomy places the organism in Eukaryota, Fungi, Ascomycota, Dothideomycetes, Pleosporales, Lindgomycetaceae. Gene Ontology annotation, cellular component: cytoplasm; nucleus; Rpd3L complex. Bases 1 to 1305 code for a protein of 434 amino acids. The transcript is spliced from 4 exons. Gene Ontology annotation, molecular function: histone binding. Gene Ontology annotation, biological process: regulation of gene expression.
AUGGACGAAACAAUGAGUGAUGCAGUCGAUCACCCCGAGGAGCAGGAGCAGGAAGCGACCGAGCAGAAACUCAUCAACGAGGAGUACAAGAUAUGGAAGAAGAACUCCGUCUUCCUCUACGACUUGAUGUACGGAAGCGCCCUCGACUGGCCCACGCUCACUACCCAGUGGUUGCCCGACAAGAAACCGGUAGAAGACACCCACAUGAGCACGCAUCGCAUGAUUCUCGGCACACACACCUCCGGCGCUGCCCAAAACUAUCUCCAGAUCGCAAGCGUUGAGAUCCCAGACUUCCGUGUCCCCGAUCUGUCAGACGUGAAUGCCCACACCGGAGAAGUUGGUGGCCAUGGCAACUCCAAGAAGCCAUUCACCUUCAACAUUGUCCAGAAGAUCAACCACCCCGGUGAGGUGAACAAGGCGCGCUACAUGCCCUCUAAUCCCGACAUCAUCGCUUCGCUGUGUGUCGACGGUAGAGUCUUGAUCUUCGAUCGCACCAAGCAUCAGUCGACCCCAAAGCCCGAUGGCUCCAUCAAGUUCGAAGUGGAGCUCGUCGGGCACGAACAAGAGGGCUUCGGCCUAGACUGGAGUCCGCUCCUCGAAGGCCACCUCGUCACCGGAAACGAAGACGCCACCGUCAGGUCCUGGGACAUGAAGGGCGGCUACACCAAAGCAAACAAGAGCCUCGCUCCCGAGCGAACAUGGAAUGUGCACACUUCCACUGUCAAUGACGUCCAAUGGCAUCCCGAAUACCCGUACAUGAUAGGCUCUGUAUCCGAUGAUCUGACCUGGGCCGUGAUUGACACCCGGAUGCCAUCACAUAAGAAGGCCCUGUUCAAGACUGCAGCUCAUGAAGACGCUGUAAAUUGCUUGGCUUUCCAUCCUAAGUGGGAUGUGAUCAUGGCAACGGGUUCCGCAGACAAAAACAUCGCCCUAUGGGAUCUCCGCAACAGUGAAAAACGGAUACACACUCUUGAGAAUCACACUGAUUCGGUCAUUGGGCUCGAAUGGCACCCCCAGGAAGAUGCCAUUUUGGCUAGUUCGAGCUACGACCGGCGCAUCAACAUGUGGGAUCUCAGCAAAAUUGGGGACGAGCAGACGCCAGAUGAGGCUGAAGAUGGCCCUCCUGAAUUGCUCUUCAUGCAUGGCGGCUUUACGAACCGCAUCUGCGAUUUCAGCUGGAACAAGAAUGACCCGUGGGUCAUGCUCGCCGCAGCAGAGGACAAUCAGCUCCACAUCUUCCGUCCGGCGCGCACGCUUGUCGAGCCACUGAAGAAGAACGUGAACAACGGAGAGGUUUCAGACUAA